ACACUUUCGAAAACACAUAAAUACUACAGAGAGCUACUGCAGGACGUCUUUGAUCCGCUCAAAGGCACAAGAUGCCAGCCCUCAGCCUCAUCGCCCUGGUCAGCCUGGUGUCCACUGUUUUUGCCAGGCAGUGGGAGGUGCACCCUCCCCAGCAGCAGGGCGGGCACUGGGCGCAGAUAUGCAGCGGGAACCCUUUCAAUAGAAUCCGGGGCUGCGACAAAUACGGCUGCGGCAAUUACGGAGCCAGCAGACAGGGCAAAGGAGAAAUACACAGGGGCGUGGAUGUCAUCUGCACUGAUGGAGCAACAGUGUAUGCUCCCUUCAGCGGCCAGCUGUCCGGACCCAUUCGAUUCUUUCAUAACGGAAAUGCCAUUGAUGAUGGAGUCCAAAUCAGGGGGUCAGGUUACUGUGUGAAACUCGUCUGUAUUCACCCCAUCAGAUACCACGGCCAAAUCCAAAAAGGGCAACAGCUUGGAAGAAUGCUGCCAAUGCAAAGAGUGUUUCCUGGCAUUGUGUCUCACAUUCAUGUUGAGAACUGCGACCAAUCUGAUCCUACUCAUCUCCUCAAACCUGAUGUUGCACCACCACUCCCACAACAAGAUUCUUACUGGGCAACAGUAUGUGCUGGGAAUCCUACAAACGAGAUAAGAGGUUGUGAUAGAUACGGCUGCGGGUACUUUGGAGCUCCGAGACGCAAUGGUAAAGGAGAGAAGCACAAGGGCGUGGAUGUCAUCUGUGCAGAUGGUGCAACAGUGUAUGCUCCCUUUUCUGGUGAGCUGUCUGGACCCGUUAAAUUCUUUCAUAAUGGAAACGCCAUUGAUGAUGGAGUCCAAAUCAGGGGAUCAGGCUUCUGCGUAAAACUGCUGUGCAUCCAUCCCAUCAGAUACCACGGCAGGAUUUCUAAGGGACAAGUCCUUGGCAGAAUGUUGCCAAUGCAAAGAGUAUUUCCCGGGAUCACGUCUCACAUUCAUGUUGAGAACUGCGAUCGCUCCGAUCCUACUGCCAACCUUGAAAGGGGGAAAGGGAGAAGAAAGUGAAAUGGAAAUGUAAUAAGUUCUGAAUAAAAUACAUCUCAGCAUUCAAA
Messenger RNA from Numida meleagris (helmeted guineafowl), 1084 nucleotides. RefSeq names its product leukocyte cell derived chemotaxin 2 (gene LECT2). The coding region runs from base 72 to 1037 and encodes 321 amino acids. The transcript has 7 exons. NCBI's taxonomy places the organism in Eukaryota, Metazoa, Chordata, Aves, Galliformes, Numididae. The record is from RefSeq and is a predicted model, not a curated record.